This is a messenger RNA of Nerophis lumbriciformis (worm pipefish), 3244 nucleotides long. RefSeq names its product ectodermal-neural cortex 2 (gene enc2). Gene Ontology annotation, biological process: ubiquitin-dependent protein catabolic process. Gene Ontology annotation, molecular function: protein binding. Gene Ontology annotation, cellular component: Cul3-RING ubiquitin ligase complex; cytoplasm. NCBI's taxonomy places the organism in Eukaryota, Metazoa, Chordata, Actinopteri, Syngnathiformes, Syngnathidae. The record is from RefSeq and is a predicted model, not a curated record.
UGUGUUGUCAGUAGGUCUGUUCCUAGCUUAGGUCGCUCCAGCAGCAAUGGAGCACCCGAGUCAUCACUAACGUGGAGGAAUUUGUGGAGGAAUUAUCAUACAAGUUUUGGUACCGAUGCCCGCAUCGAUUACCUGUAUAUCUGCAAGUUAGACUUCCGGGCGGUGACAGCCACCAUGUCGGUGACUGUCCACGAGAAUCGGAAAUCCCGCACCAGCACAGGGUCCAUGAACAUCUCUCUCUUCCAUAAGCCGUCGCACCCCGACUGCGUCUUGACGCACCUGAACACCAUGAGGAAACAAUGCCUGUUUACAGAUGUCACGCUGUGGGCCGGGGAUCGGUCCUUCCCAUGUCACAGGGCAGUCUUGGCAGCCUGCUGCCGUUAUUUUGAAGCCAUGUUCAGCGGGGGACUGCGAGAAAGUAUGGACAGUGAGGUUCAUUUCAGAGACACCAUUCACCCUGAGGUCUUGGAACUUCUGCUGGAUUUUGCCUACACAUCUCGAGUCAUUAUAAAUGAAGAGAAUGCAGAGUCGCUGUUAGAGGCAGGAGACAUGUUGCAGUUUCAUGACAUCCGUGAUGCUGCAGCAGAAUUUUUAGAAAAAAACCUGCACUCUUCCAACUGUUUGGGAAUGAUGCUGUUAUCAGAUGCCCAUCAGUGUAAGAGAUUGUAUGAGCUGUCAUGGAGGAUGUGCCUACUACAUUAUGAAACGGUUCGGGACUCUGAGGACUUCUAUAGUUUAACUAAAGAGAAGCUGCUGGAACUUAUCCUUAGUGAUGAACUGGAGAUCGAAGAUGAACAGGUUGUUUUUACCUCUGUUAUGCGGUGGGUUCGCUAUGACUUGGAUUGCCGGCGCCACUAUUUGCCAGAGCUGCUUACGGGCAUCAGAUUGGCUCUUCUCCCCUCUGAAUGUCUGCUGGAGGCUGUGGCAUGUGAAGAACUAGUUAUGGCUGACAAGAGGAGCAGGGUGAUUGUAGAAGAGGCAAUGCAAUGUAAAAAAAGAAUUCUUCAAAAUGAUGGGGUUGUGACCAGUCCCUGUGCUCGACCACGCAAGGCAGGCCACACGUUGCUUAUAUUAGGAGGCCAGACUUUCAUGUGCGACAAGGUAUAUCAGGUUGACCAUAAAGCCAAGGAGAUCAUACCAAAGGCAGACCUUCCCAGUCCAAGAAAAGAAUUCAGCGCAUGUGCCAUUGGUUGUAAGGUUUACGUGACAGGAGGAAGAGGAUCAGAGAAUGGUGUGUCAAAAGACGUGUGGAUCUAUGACACAGUCCAUGAAGAAUGGUCAAAAGGAGCACCCAUGCUAAUAGCGAGGUUUGGUCAUGGUUCAGCUGAGCUGGAGAACUCUUUGUAUGUGGUCGGAGGUCAUACAGCCAUUGCUUCUGUUUUUCCCGCCUCUCCAUCCGUCUCUUUAAAACAGGUUGAACGAUAUGACCCCGUCAGUAAUAAGUGGACUAUGAUGGCUCCUUUAAAAGAUGGCGUCAGUAAUGCAGCGGUGGUCAGUGCUAAAUUAAAACUGUUUGUUUUUGGGGGCACCACUAUACACAGAGAGAAAGCAUCCAAGGUCCAAUGCUAUGAUCCUGUUGGGAAUCGCUGGACUAUUGCAGCUGAGUGCCCGCAACCAUGGCGAUACACAGCAGCUGCUGUCUUAGGGAGUCAGAUCUUCAUCAUGGGUGGUGACACGGAAUUCACAGCGGCCUCCGCCUAUCGGUUUGAUUGUGAAACAAAUCAGUGGACUCGCGUGGGCGACAUGACCGCGAAACGGAUGAGCUGCCACGCCGUGGCCUCAGGAAAUAAGUUGUACGUUGUUGGAGGUUACUUCGGCACGCAGAGGUGUAAAACGUUGGAUUGUUACGACCCAACAUCCGACAGUUGGAACUCUAUCACCACUGUGCCUUAUUCUUUGAUCCCUACCGCCUUUGUCAACACGUGGAAACACCUACCUGCCUAAAUGGGACCCAGUUUGAGGUGUGCAUGUCAUCCACUGACUGGCUGAAAAAAACUGAAAAGAAUCCACCCUGCAGAUGUCUUCCGGCGAGGACUGAAUGUAGACACAGAGUCUUAAAAUGACUUUGUCUCGGUCUGUAUUGGAGCAUCGAGAUCUUACAAUUAAUUGUUCAAGAGUUGUUCUGUAUGGGAUACUUUCAGAGCAAUAAUCUGGUAUAGCACAAAUAGACCUCACAUAUGGACAGGUUGGUGUAUUUGUUCGCCAAUGAAUCACUCACUAAGUAGGGUUGGGCAUCGUUUGAAUUUGGACCAUUCCGAUUCCUCAUUCGGUUCCAGUUCCCAAUGUUUCUCCAUUUGGAUUUUUUAAGAGGCGGGGUCAAAAAUAAAUUUCUCAUGGGGCUAUUUACAACCAGUAUAACUUUUGAAUUUGUGUAUACAUAUAUUAUGAAGAUUUUUUUUCCGCACUUUUACAAAAGUUUCACUUUAUUUUUGUAAACCUCAUUUAAAAAACAUCCUGUCUUUUAUAUGUUAGAAUGCGUUACCAUGUUCCCACUGAUGUGGACUAACCUGCUGAAGAAAAUCAAACAACCAAAAAAGAACAACCUGUCCAGUGUAAAAUUAAGUUUUACUUAACUGAUUGGACUUGGAGGAAGGUCAUUGAGCAGCCCAUCAAAGACAGGCCGCUUUAUUAAUUUUAUGUUGGUAUCAAUCGUAUUCUACUUUUUCGAAAAAUUAAGCGCCUCCACAUGGUUGCACACACAACUCCUGGUUCUUCUUUGUUGGUGUUUGCCAGCUAUUUCUUCCCGUCACCCAACUGGGAAUCUAAAACACAGUAGGGAUCAGCAUUUUUAAAAUUUGGACAGUUCCAGGAAAAUCGUAAUCGUAAUGUAAGUCCCAGUUCCCAUCGAUGCUCGAUGCCCAACCCCAAGUGAGUGAAUAAAAAGUCUUAAAUUUACAUUCCAAUUCCAAAGUCAUGAAUGUGAACAGCAUUUUGCUGCGAAAAUGAUCCAAAACCAAAAGUUAAUUUUUUGGGGGGGCUUUCAAUGACUCUACCAUAAACAGCUUUGACAGGAAACGAUCAAAAUUGUUUCAUCCAAAAGUAUUAAUAUUUAGUUUGAGCACUACCUUAAUUCUCUUGGGCAUGGAAUCACAGGAUUCACAGGUUGUUACUGGAAUCCUCUUUUAAAAUGACACCACAGAGCUGGUGGAUGUUAGACACCUUGUACGGCCUGUAGGUGCUUAAUUGGAUUGCGGCCUAGGGGCAUACUUGGCUACUCUCAUCAACUUCAGCUUUCUCAGCAAGU